AUGAAGGCAAAGAAAACCAGUGACUCCCAGAAGGAUGACGCACAGAAGGAGUACGAAGCGGGCACCAUUGAGGAGAAGAAGUUGAUUCUGGACAAACUGCAAGAAUUCGGAGUGAAGAAUUGCAGCUGGGUCCACAGCCUGGAGUCCCUGACAUCUAACAUUAAGGACGAGACUGAGUCCUUGGUCACCAACUUCUUCACCAGGCAAGGGAUCUUCGAAAUCGAGCAUAUUGACACAGCCGGCCUGUCAGAAAAUGACAAGGAUGAGAUUUUGGAGGAGAUCCUCUCCAAAUCUGAGAAGAGCUUUGGCCACUCGAGGCAGGUGCAAGAGCACUCAAAGUUCAAGCAGUUGCACAAGUACCUUUUUGUUUACACCAAGGGCAAGAAGAACACUGAGGGCACAAGGACAAGCAGCAGCAUGUCAAGCACUGCUGCGGGCAUGAAGGGCAAGGCAAGCCAAAAGAUGGCUUUGGACUUGCUGGGCCGACCAGAGUUGGCCAGUUCUUCUGCAGCUGAGCAUGGCAUGUCUGCGUCUUUGUCUGAGGCCAAGUCUGAGUCAAAGAGCCUGCAAGCUGCGAGGGUUCGCCUCAGCAAGCUGUUGGAGACUUAA
Messenger RNA from Effrenium voratum, 609 nucleotides. The record is from the annotation of a GenBank genome assembly. NCBI's taxonomy places the organism in Eukaryota, Dinophyceae, Suessiales, Symbiodiniaceae.